Messenger RNA from Closterium sp. NIES-65, 462 nucleotides. NCBI's taxonomy places the organism in Eukaryota, Viridiplantae, Streptophyta, Zygnematophyceae, Desmidiales, Closteriaceae. The record is from the annotation of a GenBank genome assembly.
AUGGGAGUCCAAGUGCUGCCAUGCCAUGCACGCCGCGUUCACGAGUUGUCUUCGGAUGUGCUUUCUCCCAGCUACUUGAACAGGAACGUCCUCUCUGGCGAUGUGUACCGCAUCACACGCAAUAUGACCAGCCUUGUCACGCUGCAGCCAACCAGUGACAGGGUGACUGCCAUUGCCCCUGUCGCCCUACCUGCAGCCAACCAGUUCCCGCCCUACCUACCCUACACCCACCGCAACUUCUUCUUCCACGGGACCAUCAUCCCGCCCGAGGCCAACCUCACCUACCUUGGCAACGCCUUUGAGCAUUGUCUGCUCAACGCAUCUCGGGCGCCUGGAGACUACUUGGAGCAGAGGAGUGCAGAGGAGUGUGGUGCGUUCUUUGGGGUUGCUGCUGGGGAUUGCCAACCCCUGUGCAGCGGGCAUGGCAUGUGCUGUGCAGGAAUCAGUAUACACCUGCGAUAG